Messenger RNA from Saxophila tyrrhenica, 849 nucleotides. RefSeq lists its product as uncharacterized. Gene Ontology annotation, molecular function: structural constituent of ribosome. Gene Ontology annotation, cellular component: mitochondrial small ribosomal subunit; ribosome. Lineage: Eukaryota; Fungi; Ascomycota; Dothideomycetes; Mycosphaerellales; Extremaceae. Gene Ontology annotation, biological process: translation; mitochondrial translational initiation. The coding region runs from base 1 to 849 and encodes 282 amino acids. The transcript has a single exon. The record is from RefSeq and is a predicted model, not a curated record.
AUGGAGUUGUUCCGGGCAGGCGAAGCCAUACUACGCACGACACAGCCGUUGCUCCCAUUCCUGGCACCGUCGGCGCACAGAACACCACAACGAUUAGGAGGCAUAGCGAGGCAUUGCGGAAGACAGCAACUACAGCACCCUGUCUCGAGGCCACUGUCCACGACAUGUAUCAGACGGGAGCAGGCAGCAGAACCACGGAGAGAUGACAACGUAGGCCGAGGACAGCAAUCCUCUACCUCCGCCGGCGAAGAGUUCUCCGCUCUCCUCGACUCCGCCCUCGACGGCAGCAAAGGCGUGCCCACCGCCCCAUCUGGGCGACAAUCACGCUUCAAAUCUGCUUCUCAGCAGCGAGUAAACCAAGAUCCAUACGCAAGGAACGCCGGCCCACAAACACGCACCGCAACGCAGGAACGCCCAGAGAGAUCAAUGAGCUCCGCAGACGAGAUGAUCAAUGAGUUUGAGAAGAAAGGCGACAAGAAGCCUUCUCAGUUCUCCGGCGGCAUGGACUCGCUCCUCAGCAGCUUUUCUACCAACAGCUCGCAAUCACUCUCCAGCCCCCCUCCGCCCCCGCCGGAGCCGCAGGCGGCGCCGAUGAAGCUCGAUUCGACCGUCGGCCGCACCAUCUUCGUCAACAACGAGCGAGGGAUCGACGUCGGGCGUGCGUUUCGAAUGCUGGACCAGCGGUGCGCGCAGAACUCGGUGAAGAGGGACUUUAUGAAGCAGCGGUUCCAUGAGCGGCCGGGGUUGAAAAGGAAGAGGCUGAAGCAGGAGAGGUGGCGGAGGAGGUUCAAGGAGACGUUUAGGGAGACGGUGGGGAUGGUGCAGAGGAUGAAGAAGCAGGGGUGGUGA